Molecule: messenger RNA, 2735 nt
Organism: Caenorhabditis sp. 36 PRJEB53466
Lineage: Eukaryota; Metazoa; Nematoda; Chromadorea; Rhabditida; Rhabditidae
Source: the annotation of a GenBank genome assembly
AUGCCCUCCUCAAGCAGUGGUCCGAUGUCGUUCCACACUCCGCUCAAGGAGCUCCAACCGGUGGACACUUCCCUCCCCGAGCACAUGAUCAAGGGCGCCGUCGUCAUCGACAAAGAGUUUUCCGCGUGGAAUCGGCGCGCCGUGCUCCCGUCCACCGUCCUCCACACCGUCUUCAUCACCAUAAACCGACUCGAGCAGAAGCAGGAGGACGUCGUGCGGAACGCCGCGCACGAAAUGCAUCUGCCGGAGGAGGAGAUGUACGGACUGAUGGCCGACGGACCGAAGCGGUUUAUCACGGACGAGAAUCUGAGUCAGCUGGAGAGCGGGUUCAUUCUGACGCUCUGCGCUUCGCCCGAUCAUUACGUGAAACGAAUCACCGAAAUUUUGACGGAGGGAAAUAAUAUUUCACAGAUGGAGAAUGCAGUCAAGACUCUCGAUGAGUUCUCGCUGGUUCGUCUCUUUUCUGCAAGACUUUUGAGCCAGUUUCUAUCCAAAAGGUUUUAUGGCCUGAACUUUGAUUCAGUUGCACUUUUCCAAUCGGACCAAGACUUUUGAAGUAUCGGGCCCACGUUUCCGACCGAUUGGAUUAUAAUUUGCGUAUUAAACGUCGGAAAAGCGGCUGUUUUCGUAAAAACUCGGGAUUUUCGACCUCCCAUCCACACUCCCAAGUAUUGAUGCAGAACAGGCGCAGGCGCCUAAAAUCGCCUGUUCUGCAUCCUUACUUCCAAGUCUAAGAAGCCCGCAAAUCUUGGUUCCGAUCAGAUUAUUGCAACAGUGUCAAAAGUUUAGGCUUCAUAAAUCCUAGGCCGGCCUUUGCCCAGCCCUGAUGAAAAUCGAGCAACGAUGGGCCCGAUUGAAUAAUUGAUCUUUAAAAAAAAUCACUCUCACUUCCAGGAUUCAGCUCUCAUCGAAGCCUUCUACCGCUGCUCCUCGCUCGAACUCCUCUUCAGUCUCAUCCGGGACGACCGCGUCUGCAUGAGCUCCACGCUUCUCUCCACGUGUCUUCGUGCUCUUUCCAGUAUGCUCGAGCUCGCCGUCGAAGAUGUCACUUGGAAAUCGGUGCCGCGCGACGUCGUUGUUUCCGUCGGUUCGCUGGUGACCGGACGGGCGAAAAGGGAAGAGGUGAACACGCUUCUGGCAGCACUGCAGAUGAUCGAGCAACUCGUUGUUGGGUGAGAAAGGGACUUCAGGCUUUGUGAUUGGACGGAUCCGUUUUCAGAGACGACACGACGCGGGACUGGAUUCUGGAGGAGGUUCCCAUUGAAACGCUCAUUCGGCACGUGGAGAAGUCUGAUGAACGAAUUGCCCUUUCCGCAUUGUCCCUUAUGAAUUCGAUGAUCAGAAGAUGUCCGGAAGACGAAAAGCGCUUCGAACUGAUCAAGGCUCUGGAGGUCGUUCCUUUCCGAAACGCCGUUCACAGCUCUUUGCUCCGUCUCGGCGCCGCCCGUGAUCCGAAGGCGCUGGAACAACUAGUUGAAGUGCAAAGAAGUCUGAUCAGUGCCUACGAUACUGCACCCCCAACUGACACGGAGAUUCAAAAGAUUCUGGACAUUGAGUCAUCGGAAGACGUGCCCGAAGAGACGAUCGAUACGUGGCGAACCCAAAUCGGAGAGCAUCGAUGCGGCCGUCUUGCCACGUUCGCGAUGGCCCAGUUCGCUGAAAAGAGCCCACAAGACCUUAGAAUGCUCAUCUCGGAGAACACGAUGCGCAUCGAAGGGGGCAAAUGGCAGCUGAUCCCGAUGUGUCUCCGGUGCUGUGACAUUGUUGCCGAGCUCUUCGGACUCAUUCCGGAACGCGAUGAGCUCGAGCGUCUCAUCGCGGUGCUUUUCUCCGCGGAAGCCCCGUUCGCGGCCGUCUUUGCCUGCACCGUCCAUCUUUUCCAUCGAACGUGGCGAGAAAUGCAGGCGAAGGGCGGAGAAAUGGAAAAAGUGGCGAAUGUUGUGUCGGAGCAGUUGAGGCAUGUGCUGAAACGGAAAGAGAUGCAAGACGUCGAGAUGCUCGCAGAAGAUCUUGAGACGUUCUCGUACAAGUCGAUGCAGGAGAUCUGGAGAGAAGAGCAGUUGGGCAAGGAGAACGAUCAGCUGCACAGCCAGGCGGUCAUCCAGCUGGCGGGAAAGCUCCGUCCUAAACUGGAAGAACUAGUGAGAAUCAAUCAUCUGAAUUACUUGAAGCACGGCGCCGUUUUUCGAAAACCAGCGAAAGGAAAGUCGCUGGCAAAGACGGCCUUCUGGCACUGGAAGCUCGAUUCAUCGGAGAAAAUGCUAACGAUCACAAUGUGCGACGGAGAGAAUUAUGUCGAAGGAGGGCAGAAGGAGGAGACGAGGCAAGUGUGGCUGAAGGAUGUUGCGGACGUGACGAACAACGACGAGAUCGAUCGGAAGGCCAGCUCAUCCCGAUUCGCAUCCUCGCCGUCCACGCUGAUGUUGAGAGGAGUCAGAGUUCAAUUGAAGGAAGGAGAAGUGCUGAUGGCGUUGACGGCGGACGAAGGACAGGCGGCCAUUUGGCAAGAGGGACUGUCCCAGCUCAUCGGCAAUCACGAGAUCCGCAGGUUAUAGGGAGAAGAGUUCAUAAAUAAAAUUGUUGGGUUUUUCAGUCAAACCCACGCGAUGGUCGAGAGAAUGCUCAAAAUGGAACUGCGAGUUCGUCUGCUCAACGUGAAGCUUUCCAACAGAGACGAACGCCCUGAGAUUCCACCGAUUCCUGCAGACUUUUCCAGCAUUAUCACCAAUUUCUGA